AUGUCAUACACAUUUCAAUAUUCCAAAUUAGGAAUCGUUUACAAUGUUGUGCUAAGUAGCUUAAUGAUAGUUUCGAACUAUAUGUCUAUACCAGACGUACUUAAUGAUGACUACUAUGCGAAGACGAAAUUGACUGUAAGCAUCGAGCUUCUGCAAACUGUACUUGGUGCCCUGGUGACCUGCGCGAUUUUCAUUAGCUACUGCAUUGAUCAGAAGUUCUUGGUGCGGAUCGCCAAUCGAUUAAUCAUCAUCGAGCAAGAGAUAGAUCGUCUGUAUUAUCCGCUACGACGACAGCAUAUCUUCUACAUUACAAUCAUCGUUUGCAUUUUGAAGAUUUGUCUACUGAUACUUCUUCUGUUUACUGAGAACCUGGCCUUCCAUACGGGCCCAGUCUCAUGGUUGACAGAUGUUCUGCCAACAUUUUACGUGGGUUGGCUACUGAUACAGUACUUCCUGUUGGUGAUGGUCAUUCAGACAGAUUUUGCUGAUGUAAAUCGAGCGAUACAAAGUCUCACCAAGAUCAAUGCACCUGAUCUUCGACUGCAGUCUCUCUAUCAAACGCGUCGUAUUGUAGUCAACAAUUCAACCGUUCAUCAACUGUUGCAACUGCGAGAUGUGCAUUGUCAUCUCUGUGAAAUAUCUGAGGAUGUGUCAAGUUUCUAUUCACUACCAGUACUAUUCGCCAUAAUUUUUUUCUUUUUGAUGCUCAUUGAAACAACAGGCAAUAUAGUGCAUGAUUUUUUGAACUGUGCAAUCGGGAAAGAGACAAAAGCAGAGCUCAAGAAAUUUUCGCUUCAAUUACUACAUCGCAAAAUACAGUUUACAGCUAACGGAUAUUUUACGCUCGAUAACACUUUUCUUCAUUCGCUGAUUGGCACAGUGGUGACAUAUUUGAUAAUACUUGUGCAAUUUCAAAUGGCAAGUUUUUCAUCAGAUAAACAGUAUUGUAACUCUACAGGGAGAGAUUUAAAAUAA
Molecule: messenger RNA, 975 nt
Organism: Acromyrmex echinatior (Panamanian leafcutter ant)
Lineage: Eukaryota; Metazoa; Arthropoda; Insecta; Hymenoptera; Formicidae
Product: putative gustatory receptor 28b
Biological process (GO): male courtship behavior; chemosensory behavior; sensory perception of taste
Cellular component (GO): membrane; dendrite; neuronal cell body
Source: RefSeq, a predicted model, not a curated record